Molecule: messenger RNA, 1798 nt
Organism: Cyprinodon variegatus (sheepshead minnow)
Lineage: Eukaryota; Metazoa; Chordata; Actinopteri; Cyprinodontiformes; Cyprinodontidae
Exons: 3
Coding region: 136-1452 (438 amino acids)
Source: RefSeq, a predicted model, not a curated record
AAAAUCAGCGGGGGAUCCCUUUCUACCAAAGCAGCAAACCAGAACAGUGGAAAUCUGGAGAAAAGCCAACAGGACCCUGAACAUCCCGGGACUUCCUGUGGUGCAGAUGUGUUUAAAGGAUGUGGUGGAGCAGCAAUGGGCAAAGUCAGCAGGACAGACAGUUCAGAGUCCCUCAAACAGGCCACCAGUGCCACAGGCAUGGAUGGAGGAGUCGCUCCAUUUUUCAUGAACAGCUCCAGUGUCAGGAGACAACCCAACCAACAAACAGAACCUCCAGAAUGUGUUGGCCAGAGUUCAACUAACCAUCCAAACAUGAAGCUGAAAGGAGUGGAGCCUUCUGACCAAUCAUCCUCCACAAUAAAACUAUGUCCACAACAGACACAGAAUGAUCAGAGGAAGAAAUCCUCUAAAAAACCUGAGGAAAUCCCCGUACAUUCUGCUUCUGGUCACAGGGAAAGAACCGGAGACACCACAAGCUCCACUGCAGGGAUUACAGAGGAAGCCCUGAAGGAUCAGGAACAUAAGGAGACACCAGAGGGUGCAGACUGCAAAGCAGAGCUGAAACAAGAGGAGCUGCAGUCAGAGCAUCGGGGAGGAGACGACCUGACCGAGAAGGACCAGAAGCCCCACAACGUUCCAGAGGUGGCUGGAGCGGACAGGACUAGGCCAAGGGAAGAAGAAAUAAACGUUCGUGUGGAUCCCCUGAAAAUCGCACAUCUGUCUGAACAGGACUUAGAGGCGCUUUGCCAGAGAAAUCCACAAAUAUCUGAACAUCAAACCACAAACAUCUCCCAGGACUCUGACCUGGCUGCCAGCAGCACCCAUACCCGCCGUCUAGACUGCCCACCGUUGGAAAUCAACCAUCUCUAUCCACCACAGAAGAACUGGGACACAAGCACCGUCCUCUACGACCAGCAGAUGCAGAUCUCACAUGCACCGAACAUGAGCCAUCGGGCUUCUUUAUGUGCUGAGCCCAGCUUUCAGUCAACCAAAAGCACGAUGAGUGUUUCAGCUCAGCAGGACUUUAACUGCAGGACAGCUGAGAGCUGCUCUGAUGUUUUCACUGGAGACAGAACAAAAAACCCAAGUGUCUUACCAGAUUUCAGAACGCUGUCCUCUACGUGUUUAAGUCAGGUUACCAAAGUCUGCAGGAGUUCAGAUGAGAUGACAGGAGAAAUGUUGCAGGACGAGCAGAUUCCUGUCGCUUCAUCACAGCCGUUUCUGGAAGCUGGUAAGAAGCAAGUCUCUGCAGAAACACUCAAGGACUUCCCCGACCAGAACCGUGACUCUGGGAGAAACAAGUACCAGUCCAUUCUCAUGAUCGGGUCCUUUCAUGGCUACCAAGCCGCAGACUGCCUGCCCAGCGGCGUGAGGCCUGUGCCGAGCGUUCCAGACAAUUCAGAAGACACCAGCAGCAGUGAUGAUGAGGGAAAGCUAAUCAUCGAGCUCUAGAUGCACAGAUGAAAUAUUUCACACUCUUAUUGUUCGUGUGUAUAUUUUUCCCACUCAGGAGACAAAAAUAAGAAGACUGGGCAUAAAAUUAGACAAACAGUACAAGUCGAUGUGCACCUUUGGAGCUUGGACAUGACCUUUGAUCUUUACAUACAUUUCCUCUGACUGUGAAAGUUAUCUUGUGGUGAUACUGUAAAAAGUGAAUGAAGCUGUUAUUCCAAACUGGGUUUCAUGGUAGUUCUGUGACUCCUUUCAUGCAUGAACUCUUCUGUUGUUGACUCAGAAAACAGGAAAACGUGGAGUCAAGGUUUUGUCCAGUGCAGUGGUCAUUUCGUCAACCAGAAUG